Botrytis porri is the source of this 2952-nucleotide messenger RNA. RefSeq lists its product as uncharacterized. Lineage: Eukaryota; Fungi; Ascomycota; Leotiomycetes; Helotiales; Sclerotiniaceae. The record is from RefSeq and is a predicted model, not a curated record. Bases 1 to 2952 code for a protein of 983 amino acids. The transcript is spliced from 2 exons.
AUGACCUCCAGCUCUAGACGUAGCACUACAAGAGCUCACAGUUCACACGGUACCUCGAACCCUCUGAGGGAAUACAGUAGCAGGCCCAAUCCUGCAAAUCAUUCGCAUAUACAAACCAUACCGGCAGAGAGCGUUCACGCAAAUUUGGGUUCGGAGAACGGAAUCAAAUCACCAGAUUUUAUUAUCAAAAAAUCAGCCCAAGAAGAAAUAGAAGAUCAACUGGAAUACGAAAAAAGACUACAAUCACUGCGAGCCGAUUAUCCUGCAAAUUCUACUACGACAACACCAAUCUCUCUUGAUACUACGUACGCGGAUAUCAUGGCUGCUCGACCAUCAAGAUCACGUCGACGAAAUGAGGCCUUGGACGAAGGACAAGAUGUGAAAUUAGGAGGGCCAAUGACUCUUGAAUCACUCGGACCUUUCAAAUAUACUUUUAAGAAGAAGAAGAAUUUGAAAUCAAAAUAUUCAUCAUCGACAAUCAAUGAUGACCAAGCAAUUGAUGCCGAUAAUGGAGGUGCAGGUUUAAAUGAUGAUGGUGUAAUUACGAACGAGGGGGUAAAUGCGGAUUUGGUUCACAGUAAAACUACUAGUGAUGUUGGUAUUGAUCCAGAAUUGGUAGGAAGUGCAAGUUCAUCACGUCCUAUUUCACCUACAUCGACCCCACAAUUCGAAACAUCUCUCGAUAUCCCUUCUCCCCACAACACAAUUCCACCACCAAAACGAAAUUACACAGAAUUUACUUUCACCGCACCGGCACCAAGAAGAAUCAUUGAAUAUCUGGAAAAGAGUUUGAAGGUUACCGAAGUGGAAUUGAAAGAUUCUGAUGAUAUCUUGCGAGAGAAGGAUUUGGAAGACGACAGCAAUAAAGAAAAUAUCAACAACAAUAUCGUCCAAUCAAUUUUUACUGUUGAAGCUACGACGACGACAACUGGUACCACUGCCACUACCACUGUCACUACGACGGAUACCCCUUCCAUUGAUCCAAUUCCUUCAACAGUAGUUAUACAACCUCCGCCAGGAGUCUCCAGGGUUUCGUCUUUUUCACAUUUAUCCACUGAUAAAAGCAGAACGCAAACUCUCUGUACGAUUGAUAGUGGUAUUAGUCUAAACUCUCCUUCUCUUGACCUUUUGAAGUGUGAUAAUUCCGAUACACAAUCGGUCAAGGACAGGAGCGAAGCAGUUAUGGCUCGCAUUGCUUCAUCAACAGGAUUGAUGGUGAGAAGCUUGAGUGAUAUCACCAAUGUCAACGAUGGGUUUGAUUCGGUAGAAUGGGAUCCAGAUCUUCCUGUUCGCUCAAUCAAUAACUCUCCUGAGCCAUUAUCAGUUGAAGUACAGCCUGUGGCUUACACUACUGUCGGAUCUCGUGUCAAUCCUAACAUACAACCUCAAAUCUCCGCCCCUAAUCGUAUUCAACGUGAGGGUUCUAUUCGCAGACCUCAGUUGGAUCCAACUCAUAACAGACAAACAAACUAUUAUCCACACACCCGUGGUCCGCCACCUCCUUUGAAUAUGCAAAACUCCAUGCACUAUGCGCAACAACUCGGUCAGGUCCCAAGUUCUUUCAGCACUCCGCCAGCUACAUCUGCGAGAUCCACUCGCUCUCUGCGGGCCUCUCAGAGACUGUCCCAGUCAGAGCAAGAGAACCAUACACUUCUCAGACUUCAGGGGAUGAUCAAUGCAAGAGUAUCUAAUGGUCAUUAUCCUGUCUCUCCCAACACACCGACUCCCACUUUCCAUCAAAAUAACGUCUCGUCAAUGUCGAAUGAGGAGCAAGAAAUGGCAAAGGGGGGUGAUUUGCAAGGCCCCAUAUCAGGUCUUGAGAAGAUGCAGACCUUACAGAGACUUGCGAAAUUCCCGAAUCCAAUGCAAACCUCAGCUUUACGUCGAUUGUCCGAGUUGCAAGCACCCAAAGCCGACAAGACUGCAAAGUCAAGUGAAGACAUUGAAGUUGCGAGCCAACGGUUAGAGUGCCUCUUGCGAAACCCAAGAGAUAACACCAUGCUAGAUGGUACACAAGCGGAGAAAAACGGGGAACUCGACCGGACCUAUACAUUCCCUCCACCAGGUAUCUCCAAUACGGCAUACAAUCCGCUCUACAACGCAUAUUCGGGAUCUAACAGUCAUUCAAGAGAUUCUGCCAAUCAUCGAGGAGUACCCGGUUAUCCACAACCAUUGACUGCCGGCCCACCAGGACAGCGCUCGUAUGCUAAUAAUAGACAGAAUAGUACUUAUAGUGAGGAGGCUUGGACGCAAGACCAGGUUGGAGCGAAACAAAACUCUCACACAAGCAUCGAGCCUGUCUCCCCAUGGCAAGAAUCAAAAGUUUUCAACGAGCAGUAUAGUGCUCAGGUACCAGCACAAGCUCCUUCUGCACGCGCAACAGAUACAAUUUCUAUGCAACAAGCCCGCCAGUACUAUCCCCACGGUUUUCCCAGUGAUAUGACCGGGAGAUUCACUCGUUUGUCAAUUGAUGUACAAAAAGAAAUGGGACUUCUUGAGGAUGAAGAGACUCCAGAGGAAGCUCGGGCAAGAAAACAAAAGGAGAAGGAUGAGUGGUUUUACAGUGGCCAGAAACGAUGGAACAUGACAGUUCAGGAGCAUAUCGCAGAAAUUGAAAUCCAUACCAAUCCUUUCGGGCCUAUCGGUCCUCCCACGAAGAAAAUUUCGCUUUUCGACAACAGACCUCUUCCCGGUAUCACUAUCACAAGAAUGGAAAAGAAAACCAUCCCCGAAGUGAUCGCUCCACUAAUAGAUGGAACUCUUGGCAACUUAUUCGCCAUCAGAGCUCAACAAGAAGAUGGCAAUUUCACGUCACCAUUCAUUAGAUAUGCCAAAAGUCCAGACUGGCACAUUGAUACCAGUGCAAGAGGCAAUGAUUCUUUCUUCGAAGAAACAAGGGGAGUAUCAAACGAUGCCCCAGCGCCUGGUAGCGAUCGAAUUCAGCGAUACUAG